AUGGCUCUCCGUCGUUUUUUGAUCAAGUCUACCACUACCACUACCCCAACCCCAACCCGCUUUCCUCCACCACCACCACCACCACCCUCUGCUCCUACCACCACCACAACCCCAACCCGUUCUCCUCCUCUCAAGCCUCCACCCGCUCCAUUUACUCGUCCCCUCCUCCUCCUCACUACCCAUCUCAUCCCUUCUACUCCACCCGCUCCAUUUACUCCUCCCCAUCUCCUCACUUCCCGGGCUUUCUCAAGCCCUGGGGAAAACUCACCCGCCAAGGUGCUUGUCCAUCAGUUCAUCGAAAAGAUGAAAAACCAUGUAUCCGAUUUGCCUUUUCCACCAGCGGUCAAGGCGGCCCUUCACACCAUUUUGAAGGGCAUGCUCUUUGCCGCUGGUGAAAGAGCAUUCGAGCUGCUCGUGAGGGUCUUCCUCUGGCUCAAGGAGAAGCUCUUGACGUGGUGGAAGGGCAAGAAGAAGGCGGCGGAGGAUGAAGAGUGA
Molecule: messenger RNA, 495 nt
Organism: Quercus robur (English oak)
Lineage: Eukaryota; Viridiplantae; Streptophyta; Magnoliopsida; Fagales; Fagaceae
Exons: 1
Coding region: 1-495 (164 amino acids)
Source: RefSeq, a predicted model, not a curated record